Impatiens glandulifera is the source of this 961-nucleotide messenger RNA. RefSeq names its product auxin-binding protein T85-like. NCBI's taxonomy places the organism in Eukaryota, Viridiplantae, Streptophyta, Magnoliopsida, Ericales, Balsaminaceae. The record is from RefSeq and is a predicted model, not a curated record. The coding region runs from base 172 to 768 and encodes 198 amino acids. The transcript is spliced from 5 exons. Gene Ontology annotation, molecular function: auxin binding.
CCCAUAUAGAAAAUAUAAACAAAAAUUUGAUGAUUGAGAUGUUAAAUCUAUACAAUUAAUGUAAACAAAUUUCAAGUUAGACUUGACAUGGUUUUACAGGGAAUUCCAACAUCACAGAAUCUAUAUAUAAGAAUCAAGAUGAGAAAUGAAGGAAUUAUAAUAGAUUGAAAGAUGAACCCUUUCAAGUCUCCCACACUUCUUCUUCUUCUGCAUAUCAUCUUCUUCUUCUUAAUUUCCUCCUCCAUUAAUAUCAUAGGAUCAUCAACAACAACACCAAAAUUUAGGAACAUCAGUGAGAUUCCUCAGAAUAGCUAUGGAAUAACUGGAUAUUCUCAUAUUACUCUUGCUGGUUUAUAUGCCCAUGGAAUGAAAGAGGUUGAGGUGUGGCUUCAAACGAUUGCCCCAGGGUGCCAUACUCCGAUCCACAGGCAUGACUGCGAAGAAGUGCUUGUAAUCUUAAAGGGAACAGCAACUUUGUUUUUUGCCUCCAAUUCACACCCUUCAGACUUCCCUGGAAACCCUCAUCGGAUUCCCGUCUUCCAAAAUUCCACCUUUAUUGUACCCGAUAAUCAUCCCCACCAGAUGUGGAAUACACAUGAACAUGAAGAUCUACAGUUUCUGGUAGUUAUAUCAAGGCCUCCUUUCAAAGUGUUCGUCUAUGAUGACUGGUUCAUGCCUCACACGGAAGCUAAACUCGAGUUUCCCAUCGUUUGGGAUAAAGGUUUUGUCCAACCAGACAUCUCUAAGGAUCAUCAUCAUGACCUCUAACUUACCUUAUAUUUGAAACUCAUAAAGAGAUACAUGAGAGGAAAAUUAAGGAAAGUCUCUAUUCUGAGUGGGUGAUAUUAGAUAUGUUGGUCUCUUUUAGACCGUGUAUCUUAUUCUAUGCAUCUUUAAUUUCAUAAUAAUGGGAAGAUUAAUAAUUCAUGUGGUAUAAUACCUACUAUAUGUUAAGCUGGUU